AUGCGAAUGCCUCCAUCCGCUCCUUCACGAGAGCUCCACCAUCUUGAGAGCGUUCCAAGACAUGCAGCGAUAGCCCGCCCUGGACGUGGAAAGCGAGUCCCUUCGCUGUCAUUCCAACCCAGCAAGUCUUCACAGUCGCUGUCGAGAAAGAACACUCGCUGGCCUCUUCAAGGAUCCCGACCUCCUUCAUCACACUCGCUCACCAUGGAUUGCAGCCAUGUUCGUUUACUAUCGCUGACGCCAUCCCGAGCCCGUGGAUCUUUUUUGGACUCCUUCGGCGCGCUGCUCACCAUCGUCCUCGCCUGCCUGCUGAUAAGGCCUGCCUCCGCAGUUCUGAUCCCUUUCGACAACUGCUUGCCCGACAGCUACCGGAACUUCAACCCGGUACCGCUGCAAUGGAGUCCCGUAUACGUAGACGCUCGCUUCGAUACCGAAAAUCCAGAUCACUAUCUUCGAAUCAUCGUAUGGGGCAAUGUGUCAGGCUCUCUAUACGAUGUGACUCUGCCUGCGAAAGGCGAUCCGCUCUGGAACGAUUCUAGCCACACGGAUGGCAAAAUCCUCGACUACACGAGAGAAGGGAAUAAAGUCACAACUCUUGCCAGCAAGGUUAAUUUCUUGACCUACGAGCCUUUCAGCAAUGUCUCCAGUUUCUGUAACUACAGUCUGGUCAACGGGUCAUGUCCUCUGUCUCCAGUCUUCAACUCAACGGCCAUUACCGACCCUUACGGGAACUUACCCUCUGUCAACAUUACGGCCAAGAUGGAUUCGUCUUAUGCAUUCACAUCGCUAGCUGCGACUUUGCAAGUCAUUUACGGCGACGAUUCUGCGAAACAUAUCGCAUGUGCUUCUGCCACAGUAACUCCGGACUUGGGCAGUCUCCGCGACCUUUUGCGGUAUCUGCCGCUUGUUGUUCUUCUUUUCGUAGGGUUAGCGACCAUGUUUGCCUCCGUUUUCAGCCCGUGGGGUUCGACAGACAUCUUUCACUGGACGACGAAUUAUGGACGAGAUGCUGAUCUUUUGCGCCUGGUGACACCAGGAUUUGGAGAUUGCCUCCAGUAUAUCCAGUUUGUCGCUCUCACCGGUGGGCUAACUCUCAGUUAUCCCGGAUUUUACCAACCAGUCGUCAGUCAGGUGGGUUGGUCCGCGUUGAUGUUCAACGAGAGCUUCGUGAGCAAGUCCCCAGGCUGGCAAUCGAUUCAAGACGGCAUUUACGUGACCAAUGGCUCUUACGGACUGCACCAGUAUGCACAAAUGGUGGGCAUGACAGAUGUCGAGGAUAUUUGGGCGGGAACGAUGGUUUGGGUCUGCGUCAUUGUCGCAGCCCUCUUCGUCCUCAUCCAAAUCGGCUUCUUCUUCCGCUGGGUGCUUCGAUUCAUCAGCGAUACCCCUGAAGAGGACCUCCGUGCUAAGAACAUUCCGUUCUCCGUGGGGAACGUUGUGCGUGUCGUCUUCAACUACCUCUUGCUACCCAUUGUAGCACUAUCAACAUUUCAACUGGUGGUUGCGAGUCAGUCACGCGAGUUUGCCGUUGCUCUUGCUGCCAUCACCCUCCUCAUGCUGGUAUGCUUUGCCGCAUGGCUCCUGUACCUGAUUUUUAGGACCCGGCCAAGAGCCGUUCUGUUCGAUGAUUUGCCGACUGUAUUGCUCUAUGGCCCCCUUUACAACACCUACUCGGACGAGGCGGCGGCCUUCGCUUUAAUUCCUGUCACGUUGACAUUCAUACGCGGCAUUGCCAUUGGCGCAGUACAACCUGUCGGCAUCGCACAAAUCGUCCUGCUCGCCAUCUGUGAAGUUGUUCAUCUCCUGACGCUUCACGCGUUCAGGCCUUUCCAGUCUCCGACAUCUAUGAACGCCUAUCAUACGCUCUUCUCUGCCUUAAGGUUCACCACCGUCAUGCUCAUGGUAGCGUUCGUACCGCAAAUGGGUGUCACAGAGGGUCCCAAAGGAUGGAUCGGCUACACCAUCCUACUUAUUCACGCCUGCGUGUUGGUUCUUGGAUUUUUUCUGAACGCCUUGCAAACCAUGAUUGAGGUGACUGCGCGGCUGCUCGGUGCUGGAGGCGACGACACACGGGGCCUUCAACGCGGCGGACUGUCAAAGAUAUUUGGCAUGCGACAGUUGCAACGUCGUACCUCUAGAAGGGAGAAUGGUCCUUCCAGAGCAAGCCAACUGUCGACCACGGGCAUGCUCGACGCGGACGAAAACUCAAAGACUGGAUACGUAAUGCGUGGAGGCAGACUGAGGAGCGAGUCGGCAGGAAGCGGUUUCCUCCUCCGAAGCCAACAACGGAGCUCUUCCGCACUAGACAGCAUUGACCCGUACAACGGCCAAGUUCGCAACUUUGACAGUGGUAGCAACAUCACCCCAACAACGCCAGGCGAGGUUAGCACAUUCUCAUUCCUUCCGUCACCUGCUGCAGCCACUCGACCUCCUGCUGCCGUCACCGUCGAAUCUGCCGAUCCAUACUACCGACCUCCGCGACGCCGCGGUGACACUCUCAAUGGAUCAUCCACAUCCCUACCACAGCGAGCCUCUGUUGCCGAUUCUCGACGUUACAGCCAGGGAGGUGCACAUCUUGGCGACGCUACGGCAGACUUGGAAGCACAACUGUCAAGGGGCCCGACUCCUGCCCCUCAAGCCCCUCAAGCCAUCAACUUGACCCCGAGAGCAGACUACUCGACGAGAGAGGUGGACUUUUACUACGGCGUUCGGGGACCCGCUCUCAACUCGGAGGGCAUCGGUCGUAAAUUGAGGACUGGCCCCGCCGAUCCGACCAAGCCUAUGGCUACCGCCGCAGGAUGGUUCCGCAAUAUGUUUGGGGGCAAGACGAAGGAGAAGGGCAAAGGGUUCGAGGUUGUGCGAAGCUCGCGGAUGCCUCCAGCCAUGCGUGCGGCGGCCGACGCCGAGUACGAUGCCGAGCCGCCACCAGAGGGCAUUCCGGUGGCUAUGGGUGUUUUGAGAAAUGGACCCAUUGAAUCCGAUGACGAUGAACCAAAGAACAAAGCGACACGGAAACACCCCGAAAAUGCAGAGAAUUCGGAAAAUCUGCUUAAUGAUGAUGGGGUUUCGGUCAUCUCAGUCGAAUCAGAGAUCGAGGAGAUCGGAAUACAGAAAGUGUCUGAUGCACCACCAACCUUGCCAGGAAUUGCGAGUUCCGGCAGCUUCAAGCUGCCCAGCCGGGUCCCGUCCAAGGCAAGCUGGUCAGCCUCACAGAAACUCAGGCGCCAAUCCACGGAGUCAGACAUCCCCGAAAUACCUCGGAAGAGCUCAAAGAGAGACUCUGGUAUGGCCCAGGGGCAUUCCCCAGCUCCUUCGUUCAACCUGAUACCGCCAACGUCACCCGCUGAGCCAUCACAUGGCGAGCCUUCGGGAAGCACAACAGUACACGGUAGUCUUACGUCGUCUCCCAACCCCGGGCGACUUCCCUUUGAGCGAACAGAAUCUCAUCAGAAACGACUCUCUUCCACUGGUUCAUCCUUGGAGGAGUUCAAUAUUCGUAGGACGCCAAGUACUGAGCGGCCAACCAGUUAUGGAGUAGUCGCGCAGCAUAGUAUCAGCAGAGUUGACCCUGGCUCCGAUCAGCAGGUCGAUCUACUAGAGACUUCUGCCGAACUCGUCGACGAACGAGGGCCUUCCAGCAGGAGUUCAUCGGCGGGAGUCGGAGGUUAG
Colletotrichum orchidophilum is the source of this 3669-nucleotide messenger RNA. RefSeq lists its product as uncharacterized. The record is from RefSeq and is a predicted model, not a curated record. NCBI's taxonomy places the organism in Eukaryota, Fungi, Ascomycota, Sordariomycetes, Glomerellales, Glomerellaceae. The transcript has 2 exons. Gene Ontology annotation, biological process: transmembrane transport. Bases 1 to 3669 code for a protein of 1222 amino acids.